GCCCCGUGAGCACAACCGCUCAACAAAAUUCGAUGUGUUGUUGUUAGUUUCUGUUUUCUUUAUUUGCUUUAAAUUUCCGAACUUUUUUGUAUAUCUUUGCUUUUUUCUGAAUACAAGAGAAGAGCAUAAUGGGCGCUGAUCUUCCACCGAAAUUUCAAUAUGCAUUCCGAAGGUGUCUUUUCUACACUUUUGUACUUGUCGCCUGGUUAUUCAUUGGAAUGAUAUUGUUUCCCGCAUUGUGUACCCCAGCAGUCAAACAGGUUAGCAGACCGUAUUUCGGAUUUUUAAAUUUGGUACAUUUCGAAGCUCCAUUGUAAAACAAUGGUGAAGAGACCAAAAUCAACUGAAAUCAGUGCUAAAAUUUUGAACCAAAAUAUCUCGGAGCUCCCCGAUGAUUAGCAGCUGGAUUUUUCCGGAUGAUAUAGCCAGAACCUUCUAUUAUCGGAUGGCAAUAUUGUCAUCUUGAUGUCCGGUGUCUGGUGUAAAAACUUCCCUUGUGAGGAAAUUCAAAAAUUUUGCCACCUCUGUUUUUCACUUCCGCAGCUCAAAUGUCAGUUCUUGUUACUGGCUGAGUAGCGUCAGUGAAAAUUUGGCAUCCCCUUUUUUGUGUUUUAAAAGUCCAAACCUAUUCAGAAUUAGGAAAAAUUGACUUUCUGAAAACAAAAAAAAGAUAUUUUGAGACUGUUGGUUUUGAACUUAACACACUUAAAAAUCAAAUAAUGUCUGAACACAUGAGAUGCGGAACAGUGCAUGCCUUGCAAAGAUCCACUUUAAUAAAAUUCAGGACGAUAAUGAAGCAGGAAUAUUCCGGUUAGAUGCAAAACGUUCAGAUUUAUUAAAUGUGCUCUGGGCAGAAACAAUAACCAACGGCGAGGAUGAUUGGUCAGAGCUUGCAGAUCAAAAACUGGAAUUGUAUGAAAAAGCACUCCUUCAACAUUAUGGCAUCGACUUGGAUAAAUCCGAUAAAUCAUUUGCUUCAGGAUUGCAAAAAUCCUUUGCAAUUUCCACAACAAUUGGCCCCCUGGAUGUUGACGAUUUUACAACGUUAGGCAAGCUAAUUGCAGUCCUUUACGCACUUAUAGGAACCCCGCUAUUUUUAACAGUUAUUGGCCAGCUUGGGAAAAUGGUGACGUCAGUGUGGCAGGGAACAACUCUUUGGAUUGUAACAAUCGUUUACAUUUUCAUUUCCGCUGUUAUUUACGAUAUUGUGGAAGGGGGAUCGGAUGAUGUGCCAUUUAUUGAAGCAAUUUUUUCGAUUUUUCUGCAAUUCACGACAGUUGGAGAGGUGGAUAAUGAGUUUCACGGUGUGCUUCCCUACUGCAUUGUAGUGCUUGGAUUGGCUCUUAUCACAGCGUUAUAUCAAGAAAUGCAACACAACAUUGAGCGAUUUAUUCAUCCUUUCGAGUAUUCAUUUAACAGAUUAUGCGGAAAUGUUGAAAGAUGGGCCGGUGAGAAGAGUGAAGAUAAAAAGUCGAUUGUAACAUCAAGAAUAGAAGAAGAAAAUGAGGACGAAAUUAGUGAUUACGAAUAACUACGACUAUUUUCAAUAAUGAGCAGAACCUCCCCUCCCUCCAUUACGAAAAAAUGUCAUUUCAUUCAAAGUUCUUUCAUUUUGAAACAUUUCUAUUAUAAGGAUGUCAUUCAUUUAUUAUCGUUUUCUUUCGAAUCCCUCUGCAAAAAGCAAUGAUAGUCACAAACGGUGAGCAUAGAUUAGAUCUUUAGAGUUUUUUUUCGCAUUGCAACGUGUACAUUAUUUUAUCUGGAAUUUCUCUUUUUUUUUUUGGUUUUUUUGUCUGGUCUUGUUUUCAAAAAUAGAAUCGAUUGAUUG
Molecule: messenger RNA, 1828 nt
Organism: Caenorhabditis elegans
Lineage: Eukaryota; Metazoa; Nematoda; Chromadorea; Rhabditida; Rhabditidae
Exons: 7
Coding region: 737-1531 (264 amino acids)
Biological process (GO): potassium ion transmembrane transport
Cellular component (GO): membrane
Molecular function (GO): potassium channel activity
Source: RefSeq, marked reviewed